Molecule: messenger RNA, 1038 nt
Organism: Anoplophora glabripennis (Asian longhorned beetle)
Lineage: Eukaryota; Metazoa; Arthropoda; Insecta; Coleoptera; Cerambycidae
Exons: 4
Coding region: 139-867 (242 amino acids)
Source: RefSeq, a predicted model, not a curated record
UAAAAACUGCCGUUUGUUGACAUUUAUGUGUGGUUAUUUAUUAUAUGGAUUUUUUUUCAAAAAAAAAGGGAAAAAAACAUAGGAAAAACUACACGUGCUUUGUCUACGCUACGAAUAAGUGAAAAGUGAAUUAUUGUAAUGGAUAAAAUUUUAGAUAUGAUGACACCAACUACAGAGGAAUUAACUAAAAACAACAUAUCACCACAGCAAUGGCAAGAAUUUUCUAUCUUAUUGAAACAACGUACACAGUUCUACAAAGAAGAAAAUGCGAGGCUGGAAGCUAUUUUCAAAAAGCUCAAGUUAUUAAAUGAUGAACUCAAAUUAUUAAACGGUAUAUCAGAUUCAGUAUCAAAACUGAACAGCGUAGUUCAAAAGGCUAUGACAAAAUCAUUAAAUAAUAACUCGGUUACUUUAUCACAUGCUGAGAAACUUAGAAAACACAGCAAUUAUGUAUCAAAGUUAAAAAUUUGUAUAAAAUUCUAUAUGAAUCUUAAUGAAAAGUUAUCAAAGGAAAUAAAGGCCACUAAAUGGGAGAUGGAUCAGUCUAAAACAAAGUUAGGAGGAAUUUUAAAUUUAUCUGUCCAAGACCUUCAACAAAUGGAAGAAAAAGCUAAAAAAUAUGAAAAUGAAUUAUUAAAGUUUGAGAAAAAAUAUCCUUGGUUGAAAGACCCAGAAAUCAACCUUCCAAAUAUAGCGAGAGAAAUUGAUACCUUGCGAAAUUUAAAAGAAGAAAAGAACAAAUUAGUAAAAGAACUAAAUGUGUACCAAGAACUCAAACCUGAUAUCAAAGAGGCCGCUCAACAACUUGCCAAUCUCAAAUUAGAAAAUAAACAUUUGAGCUCUAUGUGUUUAGAUAAUAAGUGUUAAAUUAUAUGAUCUUAUUAUAUUUUUAUAAAAGAAAUAUUGUAUAUUUUUCAAUUUUAUAUGAUCUACAUGUGUUAGUAAUAAAUUUAAUUUUUUAAAUCAUUAUGGAUGUCUGCCAGUUUAUGUUCGUAUGAAAUUAAAAUUUUAAUUACAAAGAGAUAAAAUGUAUUUGUU